AUGAAAGUAUUAUUAUUAUUAGGUUUUUCAGUUGAAGCCAAAGGUCCAGGUUUACUAUUUGUUUUGCCAAGCAUUGAUUCACUAACAAAAGUCGAUUUAAGAACAGUUACUUUUGAUGUUGCUGCUCAAGAAAUUCUUACACGAGAUUCAGUGACAGUUUCUGUCGAUGCUGUUGUCUAUUUUCGAAUGUUUAAUCCAAUAAUAAGUGUAACUAAUGUUGCAAAUGCACGUUAUGCAACACAAUUACUAGCAGCUACAACACUUCGUACAAAGACUUUACAAGAAAUUUUAUCAGAUCGUGAAAAUAUUGCACAUUUAAUGCAAACACGUCUUGAUGAAGGAACCGAUCCAUGGGGACUCAAGGUUGAACGUGUUGAAAUUAAAGAUGUUCGUUUGCCUGUCAGCAUGCAACGUAGUAUGGCUGCUGAAGCGGAAGCUACUCGAAUAAUAGCUCGUGCAGGAGUCAUUGCAGCUGAAGGAGAACAAAAAGGAUCGAGAUCAUUAAAAGAAGCUGCUGACAUAAUUAGCCAAAGUCCAACUGCAUUACAUUUACGUUAUCUUCAAACAUUAACACAUAUCUCAGCUGAAAAAAAUUCAACAAUCGUUUUUCCAAUACCUAGCGAACUCUUCAAAUUGAUGAGAAAAUGA
Molecule: messenger RNA, 648 nt
Organism: Rotaria socialis
Lineage: Eukaryota; Metazoa; Rotifera; Eurotatoria; Philodinida; Philodinidae
Source: the annotation of a GenBank genome assembly